Molecule: messenger RNA, 2231 nt
Organism: Notechis scutatus (mainland tiger snake)
Lineage: Eukaryota; Metazoa; Chordata; Lepidosauria; Squamata; Elapidae
Gene: NFKBIB
Product: NFKB inhibitor beta
Biological process (GO): cellular response to lipopolysaccharide
Molecular function (GO): protein binding
Source: RefSeq, a predicted model, not a curated record
CUCCCGGCAUGCCUCUCUUCGCCCGAUAAGACGCUCACCCCGGGGAAUCCCCAGGCCGCUGAAAUUCCCCUUCAUGGCAUCCUCGGCCGGGCCGGCUGCUUGAGUUUCUCGCCCCCCCCCGGCGGAUUUUGGGGGCCCGGCCUCCGCGAUGGCCCCGCUGCCCGUAGUGGGGGCUCCUCUGUAGGCCCGUCCCGAGCCAUGGCCUUCGUCCAGGGACAGCCCGGCCAGGGCGGCCCCCGAGAGCCCAAGAAGCUGGAGGCAGGGGGCGAGGAGUGGUGCGACAGCGGCCUGGGCUCGCUCAGCGAAGGGCAGCUGGUCCAGCUCCAGGAGGAUGGAGGCCUGGGAGUCCCUGAGGGGGUCCCUGCGGGCUGCCCUUUGACCUCUGACCCCAGAGCCCCCCAGAAGUCCCUGGAAGAGGAGGAGGAGGAGGGGCGCCUGGACUCGGCCCUGGGGGGCGACGAGGAGGUGGGAGACCUGGUGGAAGGAGUGGGGGGCGUCCACCUCCAGAGCCAGGUGGGCCCCGAGGCUUGGCUGCGCCACGUCUUGGGCUUCGUCACGGAGGAUGGAGACACAGCUCUUCACCUGGCGGUGAUCCAUGAACAUGAAGCUUUCCUGGAUUCUAUUCUGCAGUACACCCAUGGAACCGAUUACCUGGAUAUUCAGAAUGAUCUUGGCCAGACUGCACUUCACAUCGCUGUCAUCCUCGGGGCAUCCAGCUUUGUUGGCAAACUGGUGUCGGCAGGAGCCGGGCUGGGCGUCCAAGAGAAAGGAGGCCAUACGGCCUUGCACUUGGCGUGCCGAGAGGGGUGGCGGGAUUGUGCCGAACAGCUGCUGGCGCCGCUCACCGUCCAGAGGCCCUGUCAGCGCAACCGUUUCCAGGCCCAACUGGACUGCACCAAUUAUGAUGGUUACAUCCCCCUGCAUGUGGCCAUUCUACGGAAAGAUUUGGGCAUGGUGAGCCUCUUAAUCUCUGCAGGAUCAGAUCUCAACAAACCGGAGCUAAGUUGUGGCCGGAGUCCUCUCCACCUCGCGGUGGAAUCCCAGAGCCCCGAAGUAGUGGAAUGCCUCUUGCGUGCAGGAGCGGACACAGAGGCACGCAUGUACGUGGGCUACACGCCCAUGUACAGCGCCGUGCACCGUCCUGACCAAAAAAUCCCACAGCUCUUACGGGAAUUUGGUUCCGAGGAGCCGGAGUGGGAUUCUGAGGAGAGUGUGGACAGUAACAGCGAGGAGGAAUACGACGACAUUGUGAUCAAUUGUGGCCACUAGAAGGGAGCCCUUUGGCCCCACGCCGGACUCCACAGAAAGUGCCCUCUGGUGGAUUAUCUGGCUAGGAUAAUCUCUGUAGCAACUGCAUCUUCACUGUGAGCUAGAUGUGAAAACUUAUUUAUAAAGGCCGGGAUGAAAGGGGAAGCGGCCUCCCCAGGUGGCCCCAUUCCGACGCCUACCCUCCUCCUCCGUUCUUUUGUCCUGCUUCAGAAACGGGAUGUCUCCUCCUCUUUGAUGUCUCCCCCUUGGCCGCCUUGAUGUUUCAGAAUCAGUAGAUUUGGGUUUCCGUUGUCAUUAGCACGUGGCCGGCGUGUGUCCUGAGCACAGCCUAGUUGCGCAAAGGCCUCGUCUAGUCCAUCUCUUUCUGGAGCACACACACACACACACACACCCCGCUUUCCCGGGAAUUCUCACGGUCAGAUUCGGGGUGUCCCUCCCUCCCUUAACGUUGGAUCCCGGUCCGUGGAUCUUGUUCUGGAGAGCUGGAUGGUCUGGGGCUCUUGCGGAGGGGGGAGGGGGUUUCCCGCCUCUCGCGGUGUGGAGAGUUGGAGAACUGCCAAGCGCCAACAGCCAGAUCCACAGGUGAAGAGUUCAAAUUAGCGACUUCCUUGCUGGCGCCUCUCAUACAGGAAUCUGCCCAGAUUGCCAGUUUGCACCUGGCUCGGAGAAAGUUCAACAGCAUCCGAGAAGCUCCGACUUCGCCCUUUUGUGCCUCCACAGAGAUUCCAGACUAGUUCCCCCGCUUGACUCCUCCCCCUGGCUCGGCCAAUGUCUUCCCAACAAGAAUAAGGUCCCCCCAUCCUGGCACAAGGAAAGUUGUCCUCUGCGCGACGUGGUUUUCAACUCACCGUCACCCCCACCGGGCAUGAGAUGGUGGACCGGCUGGAAUCCUAAAUAUCUGGGUCAAUUUUUAUCCAGGGCUUAGCAAAACGCAACCUUUGGGGGGAGCCUCAUAGCAGAUG